CAAGCUUUCGAAACCAUAGGUUUAGGUCACUUGCAGAAAUACUUUCAGAUCACUCACCAACAUAGCCUGACAUCGGCAGAAAAAUUUGAACAUGCGAUCUUUUGCGAGAAAGUGUCCCAUUUUUACCAACUGAGCAUGUCGCGAACAACAGAGAAAGGAAGAAGUGGGAGACUUUCCUUCAGCUGUAUUUUUGGAAAGCAUGAAAGAAAAACAACAGGAAACCUCGUGGUGUGCUUCACGCAAAUGGAUGGUUAUGUGGAUCCAAUAUUUUAUUCUUUUAAGUCUUUUCCAAUUUGGAAAUUGAUUCACCAUUCUUCAAGCAGGCUUAAACCGAAAGAGAAGUUUGUCUGGCAUGAGAUAAAGGAUGCAUCUGAUGCAUGCACCCCACAUUACUUUGCUAUGAGUUUCAUUAAGGCUGGAGGUUUGGUCUAUGUUGUUGGUGGUGUGAAGGGCGAUGAGGAAGAGAGGCAAACUGCCCCGAGAGUUCAGUUGCAUCUCUCUCUGAACUCCUCUAGAAAACUCUAGAGCAGAGAUUAAGCGCCCAAUGCAUGGGGCAAAGUAUUACCCCCUUGUAGAGGAAAUUGAUGGUCGCAUCUAUGUUCUAUCUGGGCCCCUGCCCAACUAUGGAUCUCCUGACAUAGUUGACAUCGGGUUUGAGGUUUAUUAUCCUUCAGAGGAUAGGUGGGCUGAUCUGCCGAUUCCUCCUUUUCUCGAAAAAGGUAGUUACUUUGAGAUGUUUAGGGGCUUCUUUUCAUAUGUAGUGAUUGGUUCAAGGUUGUGUGUUUCGACUGGGGAAUACGCGUGUGCUUUUGACACUGUGCAGUGGGAGUGGGAGGCUUGUGAGUUAUUUUCUGAUUUCAUGCUUCAACCUGCCGAGCGUUACGUGCAACACCUAGAUGGUUGCGGUCCUCCAUUUUCUUUUGAGAAAAAAGCCAUCCUAUAUAAAGACAAUAUCUUCUUGUGCAUUAUACCUGCCUUCCAUCCUCCUGUCAAUGCCUUUCAAAUUUGUGAUGAGAAAGCGGUAAAAAUGCCACUUUUAUUGGAUGGCAUGCCAGGUGGAGUUGCUGUUGAUCUUGUUGAUUUAGGAGAUGAUUACUUUACUGUAAUGCUUUUUGAAGACGAAACAGAUAGACAUGCCGAAGAUCUGACAAUUGUCACUUUCAAGCUGCUUUCAGAAAGAAGGGGAGAUGGAGCUCUGAGUUGUGCAUUGGUAAGUACAAGGACUUGUAAUGCAACAGAGAAUGGCUUUACUGUGUCUCCCAUCUAUUCCUUCAUAUUGUAAGUUAACAAAGAUUCCACAACUUGCAUACCUGGAAACCAUAGGGAAGGAUGAGCAUGGUGGCCAUAGGGAGUGCCCAUCAUGCUGCAAUACGCUCCUGGAACGAUUCAGGUCUAUAAGACCUCUGCAUCUCUUCUUUGUGGUUAAAUAUUGACCCUGAAUUGAUAAUUAGGGGAAGAGGAGGUGGGUGUUUGUGGGAGGUGCCUGGGUCGAGCGACUGGACUCUCAGGGCCAGGCACACCCAUUUUCACUUCUAAGUUGAUGUUCAUCCAUAUCAUGGAAAUGGAAUGUGUAGAUGUGGUACUGAAAAUCAGUCUCGCUACCAGUGUGCAUUUUUUCCUCUUUGUUGGAUCGCUGCAAGGACCUGAUGGUGGUUCUUCCUUUCUUGCUUACACAAUUCAGGUUGAGCGAACUGAGCACGCCCCCUAAACAUAUAUACUCUUCUUGUUCUGAGUUUCAAACUUUUUAAUAAGCUUUCUUUGUCCUGAUAGUGUAUUUUAUUGUUAGUUAUUAGUGAAGCUGCUAAUGACUCUGCUCAUGCUGUCUCUCUAGUUCUUCUUUUUAUUUCAUCGAGACAAAAAAUACUCAUGCCUGUCUUAUGGAUUCUGCUGAUGCUAUGAAAAGAUUGCAGAUUGCACCUUUUUAAUUCCCG
Messenger RNA from Coffea arabica (coffee), 1931 nucleotides. RefSeq lists its product as uncharacterized. The record is from RefSeq and is a predicted model, not a curated record. NCBI's taxonomy places the organism in Eukaryota, Viridiplantae, Streptophyta, Magnoliopsida, Gentianales, Rubiaceae. Gene Ontology annotation, molecular function: protein binding.